Molecule: messenger RNA, 1811 nt
Organism: Cercocebus atys (sooty mangabey)
Lineage: Eukaryota; Metazoa; Chordata; Mammalia; Primates; Cercopithecidae
Gene: ZNF613
Product: zinc finger protein 613
Exons: 3
Coding region: 61-1806 (581 amino acids)
Biological process (GO): regulation of DNA-templated transcription
Source: RefSeq, a predicted model, not a curated record
UUCACCUGGGAGGAGUGGCAGCUCCUCGGCCCUGCUCAGAAGGACCUGUACCGGGACGUGAUGUUGGAGAACUAUAGCAACCUGGUUUCAGUGGGGUAUCAAGCCAGCAAGCCAGAUGCACUCUCCAAGUUGGAACAAGGAGAACCAUGGACAGUAGAAAAUGAAAUCCACAGCCAAAUCUGUCCAGAAAUCAAGAAAGUUGACAAUCAUCUACAGAAAAAAAAACAAAACCAAAGAUGUCUGAAGAGAGUGGAACAAUGCCAUAAACGUAAUAAAAAAAAAAACAUCGUUCAUCAGAGGAAAAGUGAUUUUCCUUUAAGGGAAAAUCAUAAAAAAAAUGACUUACAUGGGAAAAUACUGAAAUCAAAUUUACGUUUAAUCAACCAGAACAAAAGGUAUGAAAUCAAGAAGUCUGUAGGGGUUAAUGGAGAUGGGAAAUCCUUCCUUCAUGCCAAGCAUGAACAGUUUCAUAAUGAAAUGAACUUCCCCAAAGGUGGAAAUAAAAAAAAUACAAAUUCACAAUUCAUUAAGCAUCAGCAAACUCAAAAAAUAGAUAAAAAAAAAAAAUGCACUGAGUGCGGGAAGGCUUUCCUCAAGAAGUCUCGCCUCAUCUAUAAAAAAAAAGUUCACACUGGAGAGAAACCUCAUGGAUGCAGUAUAUGUGGGAAAGCCAAAAAAAAAAAGUCCGGGCUCACUGAACACCAGAGAAAUCACACAGGAGAGAAACCCAAAAAAAACACUGAAUGUGACAAAGCAUUCCGCUGGAAAUCACAGCUCAAUGCGCACAAAAAAAAUCAUACAGGAGAGAAAUCAUACAUAUGCAGUGAUUGUGGAAAAGGCUUCAUCAAGAAGUCUCGGCUCAUUAAUCAUCAGAGAGUUCAUACAGGAGAGAAACCACAUAAAAAAAACCUGUGUGGGAAAGCCUUCUCCAAAAAGUCCAGGCUCACUGAACACCAGAAAAAAAAUACAGGAGAGAAACCCUAUGAAUGCACUGAAUGUGACAAAGCAUUCCGCAAAAAAAAACAGCUCAAUGCGCAUCAGAAAGCUCACACAGGAGAGAAGUCAUAUAUAAAAAAAAAUUGUGGAAAAGGCUUCAUUCAGAAGGGAAAUCUCAUUGUACAUCAGCGAAAAAAAAAUGGGGAAAAACCCUAUAUAUGCAAUGAAUGUGGGAAAGGCUUCAUCCAAAAAAAAAAUCUCCUUAUUCAUCGACGUACUCACACUGGAGAGAAACCCUAUGUAUGCAAAAAAAAUGGGAAAGGCUUCAGCCAGAAGACAUGCUUAAUAUCGCAUCAGAGAUUUAAAAAAAAAAAGACACCCUUUGUAUGUACUGAGUGUGGAAAAUCCUGUUCACACAAGAAAAAAAACAUUAACCACCAGAGAAUUCACACAGGAGAAAAACCCUAUACAUGCAGUAAAAAAAAGAAAGCUUUCAGAGAUAAAUCAUGUCUCAACAGACAUCGGAGAACUCAUACAGGGGAGAGACCCUAUGGAUGCUCUGAUUGUGGGAAAGCUUUCUCCCACUUGUCAAAAAAAAAUUAUCAUAAGGGAAUGCUGCAUGCAAGAGAGAAACGUGUAGGUUCAGUCAAAAAAAAAAAUCCUUUCUCAGAGAGUCAUAGCUUAUCACAUACAAGUGAUCUCAUAAAAAAAAAAGACUCUGUUAACAUGGUGACUGUGCAGAUGCCUUCUGUGGCAGGUCAGAAAAAAAAAACUAACAGUGAGUUCCACCCAGAUAGCAAAGUAGCCAUUGUGAGCCAGCCUGUUGCCAGAAGUUCAGUCUCAGCAGAUAGUAGAAUUUGCACAGAAUAAAAACC